Messenger RNA from Kickxella alabastrina, 3045 nucleotides. RefSeq lists its product as uncharacterized. Gene Ontology annotation, biological process: actin cortical patch organization; endocytosis; endosomal transport. Gene Ontology annotation, molecular function: protein binding; calcium ion binding. The coding region runs from base 1 to 3045 and encodes 1014 amino acids. The transcript has a single exon. NCBI's taxonomy places the organism in Eukaryota, Fungi, Kickxellomycota, Kickxellomycetes, Kickxellales, Kickxellaceae. The record is from RefSeq and is a predicted model, not a curated record. Gene Ontology annotation, cellular component: mating projection tip; cytoplasm; plasma membrane.
AUGCAGUCACGACUGCCAGUCAGCGAUCUUGGGCGGAUCUGGGAACUCGCAGAUGUUACGCGCAAGGGUAGCCUGUCGAUGGCUGAGUUUAUUCUGGCGAUGUUUCUGGCGCAGUCGCGGAUCAAGGGCAAGGGACUGCCUGAUAUGCUGCCUGCGACUAUUGUCGCUGAGGUGAAUUCCGCCAAUGCAAGAAUGGGAGCUCAGCAGCAGCAGGCGCAGGCGCAGGCGCAGGCGCAAGUGCAGGUGCAGGUGCAGAUGCCGACUCCGGCCCCGGCUCCAGCUCCAAUGCAGCAGCAAAUGCAAAUGCCCAUGCAGAUGCAGCAGCAGAUGCAGAGGGUUCAUACUCCGAUGAUGCCAAUGGGCAGUGGUGCCAGCUCGUCGUUUGUGCAGAUCCACCACCAGCAGUCUGUCGGCAUGCCGAUGCCGUCACCGAUGCACUUCAGCAGCGCUCAGCUCGCACCCAACCCAAUCGCCCAGCUCGCGCCCAACCCAAUCGCCCAGCUCGCGCCCAACCCAAUCGCUCAGCUCGCAUCUGACCCCUCCGCUCCCGAGUCCGUGCUGGACUUUGAGGCCAACUUCCCGUCGCUGUCCCCGCAGGACAGCCAGGGCGCGCUCAACAGCGUGCGGCAGUCGUUCCACCAGAACAUCCUGGGCGCGCGCGCCAACGAGGGCCAGCACCAAUGGGCGAUCUCGGCGCAGGAAAAGGCGCAGUACGAGACGGUAUUCCGGCGCUGGGACUCUGGAAGACGCGGCGUUCUGAAGGGCGACCAAGCACGCGAAGUAUUUGCGCAAGCGGGGCUGGCGCAGGCCGAGCUGGCGCAGGUAUGGGCGCUGGCAGACAUCAACAACCAGGGCGAGCUGAACCUCGACGAGUUUAGUGUCGCCAUGCAUCUUAUUUUCCGCCGACUCGCCGGCGCACCGCUGCCGCGCGAGCUGCCACGCGAGCUGGUUCCCCGCAGCAGCAAAGACUUUAUGGCCUCGCUGCUCGACAUCAAGGAGCAGCUGCUGUUUAAGGACGUUACGCCUGUGGCUGCCAGUCCGCUGCGCGCCACACACCGCAAUGGCAGUGCGUAUGCUGGCAGCAGCAACGGCGACUACGCCAGCGACACCAACGAUGACUUUGUGUACAAGAGCGCCAACCGCCGCAAGGCCAACUAUGCGCCCAGCCCGGCGACGCCCACCGCCGAGCCCAGCAAGACCACGCUUGAGGCCAUCGAGCAGCUGCGCAACGCCGUGCGCGGCCGCAAGGCCGACAUCCAGAGACUGCGCACGCAGGCCGAGCGCCAGAACAAAGAGCGCGCCGAGAGCCGCGUUACGGCCCGUUGGCGCAUCGACGACAUGAAGCGCGAGAUCGAGGAUAUCCACCGUACAACGCCACUCAGCAUCUCCUCCCCCGCUGGUUCGCAGCAGGACGAGCGCGGCCGGCUGCUGGCUAAGCGUGCGCAGAUUGCCGAAAGCGUCAACGACCUGGUGCAGCGUAUGCCUGGGCUGGUCGCCGAGUACAAGCGUGUGGCUAAGGAGCUGGCCGAUACCAAAAAGGACGUCGUCAAGCGCCGCGCCAAUGCCAAGCAGUCUGGUGGCGGUGGGUCGGAUAUGGAGUCACGCGCUGCCCGCUUGGUCGCCCAGCGCAUGGCGGCGCUCACGGGCGAGACCAUGGAGUCUGUGGACGAGGGCCAGAGCCAGGCCGAGGCCGACAAGCUUGACCGUGUAUAUGAGGAGCGCCUGGACCGCGUGCAGACCAUUACCGGAGGCCUGGCCCAUGUGCAGCGGUCCCUGCGCGACCUUAAGCUUGACCAGCAAGCUGGUGGUGGUGGCUCGCGUAAGUGGGAGAAUGCGAAUAAUGAGGAGAUCCAGGAUCUUGUUUCGCGCCUGCGCCGCAUUGAACAAGUCCCCGUGCAGCCCCCUGCUGCCGCUGCUACGCGCACAUCGGCCUUUUCGCCGGUUAUUUCUAAAGACACCUCCGCUUCUGCUGCUGCUUCCAAGCCUGAGUCGCAGCCGACCAAGUCCCACGGCCCGCCGAGUAUUGCCGACCGGCUGGCCCAGGCGAAAACUAAGCAGGAGAGAGACCAGAUUCUGCAGGAUAUGGCUGAAGAGCGGUUUCGCGAACGUCAGCGCGCCCUCGGACUGCCUGAAACUGAGCCGGAGCCGGAGCCACCUGUGGUGCCGCAGGUGAAGGAACCCACAGUGGCCAGUAAUCCAUUUGGUGUUCAGCACCAGCAGAAACAGCAACCACAGCAGCAGCAGCAGCAGCAGCAGCAACCGCAGCCUGCUGCGGAGCCCAAGCCGGCAGCAGGACGUCCGAAUGCCAGCGGCGAUAGCGAUAGCGAAGAGGAGUGGGACCGUGACGAAAGUUCUGACGACGAGUCUGUGCGCGACCUGAAUGCAGAACCCCCGUUUGCGUCUGGUGCCGGCACAAGGGGAGCGCGCGCGGCAUCGGUGCAGAGCAGCAUCAGUUUCAACACGGCGUUUGCCAACCCAUCAGCGGCAAACGCAGGCAACAACGCAGGCGACAAUGCAGGCGGCAGCAACCCGUUCGCCAGUCUGCUGCUUUCCCCACAGACUGUGCCGUCAGAGCAUGAGAACCUGCGGCUGCGCGCCCUCUACCCUUAUGCGCCGGACACCCCGGGUGCGGAUGAGCUGACUAUAGAUGCCGGCGAUCUUUUGGAGACGCGCCCAGUGCCUGCAUCGCUCAAGUCUGCGCCAACGCAUGCAGAAGGAUGGAUAUAUGGUGAGAUUCUGAGAGAAUCAAUGGGUGACUCCGGCGAUGGCUGGGAUCCUAGCGGCAAAAUCGGAUGGUUCCCAAAGGAUUACGCGGAGUCGCUCGGUGGACCUGGGUCCAGGGGGUGGGUGAGGACUAAGGCGAGAUUUGGCACGGCCAAGUACGCUUAUGCGCCGCAGCACGAGGAUGAACUCGAGAUUAAGGAGGGAGAUCGUGUUAGGGUGUUGGACGGUGAUUCGGCGGAGAGUUGGUGGAGGGUUAGGAUUAUUGGGCAGCGCACUGCUGAGGGUAUGUUGCCCGCUAUGUAUAUUGACCUGGACAAGUAA